AUGCGUCGCCAUGGCAGGUCCAGCGGGGGCCCGACCAAGGCCGUCCCUAUGUCUGACGCCGUGUCCCUCAUCCAUUCCUUCGAUUCCGUCAUGAACCCCAACCGGCCGGUGCGGCCUUCACCUUUAGCCUCCUCCCAAAUCAAAGCCUUGCCGCUAGAACUCGUCGACCGGCUGCGCUCGUUCCCCCUCUUCCAGGCGACCCCAGAAUCCUUCUUAAUCGAGGUCGGGCAACAUUUGCGCCCGCAGCUCCACGCCCCUAACGAUUACAUCUUGACCGAAGGUGACGAUGCAAGGGCGAUAUACUGGCUGGUACGGGGUGCGGUAUCGGUCACCUCGCGUGAUGGCGAGAGUAUAUAUGCCGAGUUGCAGCCGGGCGCCUUUUUUGGAGAAAUCGGCGUGCUGAUGGAUCGGCCGCGCACAGCGACAAUCAUCGCCCGCACCCGAUGCAUGCUGGUCGUGCUCUCCAAGGAGGAUUUUCGAAAUAUCCUGCCACGCUUUCCGGAGGUGGAGCAGGCGAUUAUGGAAGAAGCCCAGGAGCGACUGAUGAUCCUGGAGAAGAAGAAGAAGGAAACAUCUGCUCCAGUGGUGGACGAUCCGAUCCCUAGUCCGGUGCGGCGAGGCUCAAAACGAUUGAGAGAGACGUCUGCUAAAGACUUGAUGGUCAUUGAAGAUGAAGAGGACUUGACAUUCAAAUCAGUGUAUAAGAAGCGGAAAUCACCAAGCCCGGGCCGCCGGGAUGCAUCCAGCGCCUUAGCAAAUGCGGUUGUUAAUGUCCGUCUUCUGCUCAAGGAGCUGCCUCUCUUCUCUGGUCUGCCCGCCGAUAUCCUUCACUUUCUGGGUCUAGAAGCUCAACCAGCUUCCUUUCCUCCAUUCACCGACAUCAUUCAGCAAGACUCACAUGGGCGUGAACUAUACUUCAUUGUCCGUGGCGAAGUCGAGGUCGUGACCGAAAGGAAUGACUCAAAACACAAGCAACAACAACCCAACGGAACCCGUCACCAUUCAGUCGAAAUAAAAGCUCGACUUAAGCAAGGCCAGUACUUCGGAGAAGUGGUCAGUCUAGCACUCGCACCUCGAAGAACAGCAACCGUCCGCUCUGUCACGGCUGUCGAGUGCCUGAUGCUCAGUGGAGAUGUCCUUUCCAAGUUUUGGGAAAUGUGUCCCCAUGAGAUUCGUGAGCAGGUCGAACACACUGCUCAAGAGAGACUUCAGGCAGCUGCAGAUGGUGACGUGAUCAUGUCAGAUGCAAAUGACGAGCAGUCACCAAUGGGCCAUUUGAACAUCGAUGAUCAGGUCAAGAUAACGGCAUCUCGCAGACGCUCAAUGCCGUUAUUGACCCUGACUGAAACUGAGUUGGAUGGCCCGCAUCAAUCCUCGCCAGUGGAGGACCAGGACCAGGCGGUCUUACGGCCAUCUGAUCCCGACCCUUAUCUCAGCCUGGGACUAGACAAAGUUCGACUUCGAAGUCGACGUGGAUCAGUUGCACCCUUGUCACUAGAAGAGGUCUCAGGCGAAAAACCCCGACCUUCUCCCCCUUCAGAACCACGCUCUGCUAGCUCUUCCUCCUUCGCCCUACCUGAGACAUCUAGCCUCUUCAAACCACAAACUUCCCGUUCAUUCGGCGACGCUUAUCGCGGAAUAUUCCCCGAUAGCGUUCUCUUGAACAUCUUCCGAUUUUUGGACCUUCACCAUCUCCUUCGACUCCGCGGUGUAUCAUCACAUUGGUCAGAGAUGUUGACUCAAUCAGCCGACGUAGUGCACGACUUGGACCUGAGCAUAUAUAAUCGCCAGCUCACCGACGACGUUCUUGUGAAGAUCGUCUGCCCAUUCGUCGGAAAUCGCCCCCGCUCUGUCAAUAUCAACAACUGCUUCCAUAUCACCGAUGAGGGUUUCAAUGCUUUGGCUAGUACAUGCGCACCUGACUCUACGACGUGGAAGAUGAAGAGUGUUUGGGAUGUCACCGCCUCGGCUAUUCUUGAAAUGUCUAGUAAGGCUAAGAACUUGCAGGAGGUGGAUUUGAGCAAUUGCCGGAAGGUGGGUGACACACUUAUGGCUCGCAUCAUCGGUUGGAUUGUCCCCAGUACCCAAAAGAUUGAGGGCAAAAGUGCCUCCAUCAAGCCGACAAUUCAAACAGCGGAGGCCUCCAUCUAUGGCUGUCCGCAAUUGAGAAAGCUCACACUCUCAUAUUGUAAACAUGUCACGGAUCGGUCGAUGCAUCACAUUGCGUCGCACGCCGCAGGGCGAAUCGAAGAGAUGGACUUGACUCGUUGCACGACUAUCACGGACCAGGGAUUCCAGUAUUGGGGCAAUGCUCGAUUCACCAGCUUGAGGAAGCUUUGUCUUGCAGACUGCACAUACUUGACAGACAACGCCAUCGUGCAUCUGACUAACGCCGCCAAGCAGUUGCAAGAGUUGGAUCUGUCUUUCUGUUGUGCCCUUUCUGAUACGGCAACCGAAGUCCUCGCCCUACAAUGUUCAAACCUCAAGUAUCUGAACAUGUCAUUCUGCGGCUCCGCAAUUUCCGACCCCUCUUUACGAAGUAUUGGCCUCCACCUACUCUCUUUGGAACACCUCUCUGUGCGUGGCUGUGUUCGUGUCACCGGUGUUGGUGUUGAAGCGGUCGCCGAGGGCUGCCACCAGCUUCAAGUUUUUGACGUGAGCCAAUGUAAGAAUCUUACGUCUUGGCUCGAUGAAGGCGGUACAAAGCGGUAUCAGCCACGUAUCAAGUUCGAAACCGUCGCCCCUAAUAAGAGAAAAUCCGGAUGA
Penicillium atrosanguineum is the source of this 2766-nucleotide messenger RNA. RefSeq lists its product as uncharacterized. The coding region runs from base 1 to 2766 and encodes 921 amino acids. The transcript has 2 exons. The record is from RefSeq and is a predicted model, not a curated record. Gene Ontology annotation, molecular function: protein-containing complex binding; protein binding. NCBI's taxonomy places the organism in Eukaryota, Fungi, Ascomycota, Eurotiomycetes, Eurotiales, Aspergillaceae.